AUGUACACACGCAGUCAUGCGCGCAUGUACACACGCAGUCAUGCGCGCAUGUACACACGCAGUCAUGCGCGCAUGUACACACGCAGUCAUGCGCGCAUGUACACACGCAGUCAUGCGCGCAUGUACACACGCAGUCAUGCGCGCAUGUACACAUGCAGCCAUGCGCGCAUGUACACACGCAGCCAUGCGCGCAUGUACACACGCAGCCAUGCGCGCAUGUACACACGCAGUCAUGCGCGCAUGUACACACGCAGUCAUGCGCGCAUGUACACACGCAGUCAUGCGCGCAUGUACACACGCAGUCAUGCGCGCAUGUACACACGCAGUCAUGCGCGCAUGUACACAUGCAGCCAUGCGCGCAUGUACACACGCAGCCAUGCGCGCAUGUACACACGCAGCGAGAAGCAGCACGGACAGAGCUCCGCAAGAGAGCGCCACGCGCAGAGUGCGCCAUUCCGGGCGCGCGCGCACCUGUUGCGCCCGCUGAUUAUCAGCUCCAGUUGGAAUUCCGCGCGCGUCGCCUCAUCGUCGGACGCCGGCGCACGAGCUGCGCAAGAGCGCGCCAAGCAGGUUGGGCGAGGGGCGGCUUCUGCGCUUGGGGGAAGAGCAGCUGCGCGGAGUGCGUGCGGGGCAGGGGGAUGCGCGGGGGGUGAGGGCGUGCGGGCGGGGGUCAGCUGGCAGCCAUGCAGCAGCGCGCGCGGUGACGCGGACCCGCCGCUUCUCCGCCUCGCACUGCGCCACUUUACCUCCGCGCGCCCCGCCGCAGCCUACCCCAGCGCCUUCGGCGGAAGCAGCGCCAGCACGGGCGGCUGGGGGCGGGUGGCAGCGGCGCGGAGGGCGGGGGCGGGGGAGCGGGAGCAGGUGGCGUGGCUGGCGGAGAUGGCGCGGCACAACCCUGAGGAGGCGAUCCGCGCGUUUGAGGCGAGCGCACAGCUGCAGGCCGUGCCAGGCGCGCUGGCGGAGUACGUGCGCGCGCUGGUGGCUGUUGACCGCCUUGAUGGCAGCGCGCUGCUCGCCACGCUGCAACGAGGCGCUGCGCGCUCCGCCUCCCCCUUCCCCGCCUCUUCCGCGCCGCUGUCGUCCAUGCGCGCGCCUCUCCCGGGGGCGGUGGGCGCGGUGGCGGUGGAGGGCGCGCUGGGGACGGCGAGCGCGCCGCUGCACAUGGUGGCGAGCGAGGGCGCGCGCGGACACGCGUGGCGCGCGCUCAGGUCGCUGGGCACCGCCGCCCUCGUGCUCGGCGCUCUCUGGGCCAUCGCCCGCGAGCGCGAUGUGGGACGCGGGUUGGGGUUGAACGAGGAGGUGCAGCCGGCAGCGGAGAGUGACACGCGGUUCAGCGAUGUGAAGGGCGUGGAUGAGGCCAAGGCGGAACUAGAGGAGAUCGUGCACUACCUGCGCGACCCCAAGCGGUUCACUCGGCUGGGCGGCAAGCUACCCAAGGGAGUGCUACUGGUGGGCCCACCAGGAACAGGCAAAACAAUGCUAGCGCGCGCCAUAGCGGGCGAGGCGGGCGUGCCCUUCUUCUAUGCGUCGGGCUCCGAGUUCGAGGAGAUGUUUGUCGGCGUCGGGGCGCGCCGCGUGCGCGAGCUCUUCGCCGCGGCAAAAAAAGCCGCGCCGUGCAUCGUGUUUCUUGACGAAAUCGACGCCAUCGGCGGCAGCCGCAACCCCAAGGACCAGCAGUACAUGAAGAUGACUCUGAAUCAGCUGCUCGUGGAGCUCGAUGGCUUUAAGCAGAACCAGGGUGUGAUUGUGGUGGCGGCUACCAACUUCCCGGAGAGCCUGGAUAAGGCGCUCGUGCGCCCGGGGCGGUUUGACCGCCAUGUGGUCGUGCCGAAUCCGGAUGUGGAGGGGCGGCGGCAGAUUCUCGAGCAUCAUUUGCGCAAGAUCCCCCGAGCAGAUGAUGUGGACGUGUCAGUCAUCGCACGCGGCACGCCGGGCUUCAGCGGGGCAGACCUGGCCAACCUGGUGAACGUGGCGGCGCUGCGGGCAGCCAUGGAGGGGCAGAGGGCCGUAGCGCUAGCCCACCUGGAGCACGCCAAGGACCGCAUCCUCAUGGGCGCCGAGCGCAAGUCCGCCGUCAUCUCCCCGCAGACGCGGCGCCUGACGGCGUACCACGAGGGCGGGCACGCGCUGGUGGCCGUGCACACCGCCGGCGCGCACCCCGUGCACAAGGCCACCAUCGUGCCGCGGGGUGUGGCACUGGGCAUGGUGGCGCAGCUGCCGGAGACAGACGAGGUGAGCGUGUCUCGCACCCAGAUGCUGGCCCGGCUGGACGUGUGCAUGGGGGGGCGCGUGGCUGAGGAGCUCGUGUUCGGCCCGGGGGAGGUGACUUCCGGUGCGUCGAGUGAUAUCGUGCAGGCGACGCGGCUGGCGAGGGAGAUGGUGACAAAGUAUGGGAUGAGUGAGGCGGUGGGCGUGGUGGCGCAUGACUACGAGGACGACGGGCGGUCUAUGAGCACGGAGACGCGGCUGACCAUUGAGCGGGAGGUGCGAGCGCUGCUGCAGCGCGCGCAUGACAACGCGCGAGCCAUCCUGGUGAAUCACGAGGCGGAGUUACAUGCGCUAGCGGGGGCUCUGUUAGAGAGGGAGACGCUCACUGGCGCUCAGUCCGUUAGCCACCUUCUGUUCGCCCAUCCUUCCUCCAAGGACAUUCCUCCUCCCCGCAUCGCGCGCAGCCCCUUUCUUUCCGCGUCUCCUUCCCCGCAUUGCUCUCUCCGCCAUGCGAUGACCCGUGACGACGCCAGCAAUCUAUCCGGAAACCGCAACCGGCAUCGCAACCGGUCGGCAUCGUCGUUCCUCUCCUCCGCCUUCCCCAUCUCCUUCCCCCGCGCCCGGCGCCCCACCAGCGGCUAUGCCUCCGCGGACUCGUCGUGGCGCGGGGACGGCUGGCCGGCGGCGGACGGCACGGCGCGCAGCGACCACGUGGGGACGAUCACGGGGAAGCGGUACAGUGCGGUGCGGCUGGAGCAGCUGUACGAGCUGGGCGGGUUUAUUGGGCGCGGGCAGAGCGGCGUGAUCAGCGCGUGCUCGCACCGCCACACGGGCGAGCGGCUGGCCGUUAAGAGCAUUCUUAAAAAGACCAUCCACUCGGAAGGCACUGCAAGAGACGUGCAGCGCGAGGUGCAGGUGCUGGGCAUGUUGCGCGGGCAUGCUCACGUGGUGCGAAUGGAGGGCGUGUUUGAGGACCAGACGGCCGUGCACAUCGUCAUGGAGCUCUGUCAAGGGGGCUCCCUCACCCACCACAUCGCCCAGCAGGGCGAGUACAGCGAGCGGGCAGCAGCAGCGAUAAUGAGGGUGGUGCUGGAGGUGGUGAGGGCAUGCCAUGCGCUGGGCAUAGUGCACCGGGACGUGAAGCUCGGCAACUUCCUGCUCUCCGACCAGUCAGACCACGCCACACUCAAGGCCAUUGACUUCGGCUCCGCUGCCUUCUGCCAACCAGGUGAGGAGCUCGAGGCGAUGGCGGGCAGUCCCAUGUACAUGGCGCCGGAGGUGCUGGGGGAGCGAUACUCGCACGCGUGUGACGUGUGGAGCGCUGGCAUCAUGCUGCACACGCUGCUCGCUGGCACACCGCCCUUCCAAGGAGACUCAGUGCUGGCGAUAUUUGAGGCGAUCCGCACAGCACCGUUGGACCUGUCGGUGCAUCCGUGGCCGCUCAUCUCCCCGGACGCCAAGGCGCUGCUCUCCCGCAUGCUCCAUCGCGACCCCUCCAGACGCCCCACUGCACAGCAGCUGCUGGGCGACCCAUGGAUAUGCGGGCAGGAGGUGGUGGAGCGGCCACUGGAGAGCAUCAUGCUGCCACGCAUGAAGCGACUCAGCGCCAUGUCCAAACUGCGCCACCUCGCCCUCCUCGUGACGACGCGGCACAUGCCAGAGGAGCAGGAGAGGGAGCUGAGGGCGGUGUUCAGUGCGGUGGGGGCGGACCAGGGGGGCGCGCUGAGCCUGGAGGAUCUCACAGCCGCCCUGCGCAGCGUGGGGGCGGCUCUCAGCGACGAUGACAUCCGCCGCAUCUUUGCCUUCGUGGACAUGGACGGCAGUGGCAGCAUAGAGUACGCGGAGUUUGUCGCAGCCACCACUGUGCUGCACCGCGACCGCCAUGCCGCCGCCAUCCAAGAGGCCUUCCAGGAGAUGGAUGCGGAUGGGUCGGGAGCGGUGAGCGUGGAGGAGUUUGCGGCGGUGUGCUGCCGGCUGGGCAUGGGGUCGCUGGAUGAGAUGCGCGACAUCAUUGCAACUGCCACCGCCGCUGAAUAUGGCAAUGGGACAGGAUCGCUUCAAGCAGAGGGUGCAGUGGAGGCAGAGGGCGCUGAUGGCGCAGAUGGCACAGCAGCAGGCAGCGGGGUUUUGGCAUCGAAGCAGAUAGAGUACAAGGACUUCUUAGCGCUCGUCACGGGGUCGGACCAGGAGGACCACCGCGUUGAGUCCUGGCUCGCUGCCGCCCUGCUCUGA
Closterium sp. NIES-65 is the source of this 4440-nucleotide messenger RNA. The record is from the annotation of a GenBank genome assembly. Lineage: Eukaryota; Viridiplantae; Streptophyta; Zygnematophyceae; Desmidiales; Closteriaceae.